AUGUACACAUUCACAGACAAUAUGUGCGCCCAGUGUUUGUGGUAUAUGGCAGGCGUGGAAAACGCUUGGAUCAGAUACGAUGUCGUCUCCAAAUGGCAUAUUAUAAAUGACAAACAAAACGAUCCGAUUCUUAGGGAAUUCAAAAAUGACUUUCAUAUGGACUUAUUUCUGAAAUGUUGUGAAGACGCCAAGAGAUGCUGCGAACGAAUGCUAACAUUAGACGAAAGGGAAGACACGGAUAACGGACAGAGAUGUCCGGCCAAAUGGGACGGUUGGAUGUGUUGGGACUCAGCGAUGAGCGGCACAACCAGUAGGAGUAUAUGUCCGGAUAUGUCUCACUCGAUGUUGGGAUAUAUGCCCACCGAAUGCAGUAAAGAGUUGUCGAGCAAACACUGUCGGUCUAACGGCACGUGGACUUCCAUCUGGAACCCAAUCGAUCCAAACAAUUCGCUAAGAGGUCUCUAUGAGCAGGAGUUCACCGAUUAUAUCACUUGCUCCACACCCGGAGCCACUGAACGGCUCCGGGAGACCCACACAGCUAUUGCCAUCUUUUUCAUUUCACUCAUAUUCUCCAUAAUCGGCGCAACCGUUUUCAUUGUGUAUAAACUCUAUACCAAACUGAGAGUACAGAUUCAUCUCAAUUUCCUGCUGUCUCUCAUCCUGACCUGUCUUUUCUCUAUUCUCUUCUAUUUUCUGGUCCGAGAAAAGCAUUACAAACUCCAGUCAAUGAUUGAUGAGAAUCCUUAUUGGUGUAAAGCACUGGUAGUUUUGCACAAAGGCGCUCGUUUAGCCAACUUUUGCUGGAUGUUGAAUGAGGGCUAUUAUUUGCAUCACUUAAUUGUGGCCGCAUUUCGGGAAGAAAGCCGUACAUUAUAUUACUAUCUGUUCGGAUGGGGAGCGCCGGUGCUUAUUAUGGUUCCCUAUGUUAUCGUACACUCUAUGGGCGAGUAUGACAACAGUUGUUGGACAAAGUCUAUGCUCUAUCCGGAACUGCUAUACAACGUGUUGCCAUUGAUUUGUAUAGUAUUAAACGCUAUUUUGUUGGCAAAUGUUGUGCGAGUAUUGAUGACUAAAUUGAGAGCAUCUCCCGAUCACUUCAAAGCCGGUCUCCGGGCGUCCAUUGUAUUGUUGCCCAUAUUUGGCAUCCAAUACACCUUCUAUGUGGUGCCCAUCGACCCGUUCGAGUCGUGCGGCACCGGUGUAUAUGUGGCCCGAUAUGUGCAGAUCGUUAUCGAAGCACUUCAGGGCGCUAUCGUUACCACAAUCUUCUGUUUUCUUAACGCAGAGGUUCACUUGCAUAUGAAGAGGACUUUUAGAAAGUGGUUCCCAAAGACUAUAUCAAUGAAUACCGACGAACAAGAAUUGGAGAAAACGGCAUUAAAAUGA
Medioppia subpectinata is the source of this 1386-nucleotide messenger RNA. Lineage: Eukaryota; Metazoa; Arthropoda; Arachnida; Sarcoptiformes; Oppiidae. The record is from the annotation of a GenBank genome assembly.